AAGUGCUAUGGGAACGUCUACACACUGUGGCUGGGAUCUAAACCUAUGAUCGUACUGUCCGGAUUCGAAGCGGUGAAAGAAGGGCUGAUAAACCUCUCAGAAGACUUUGCUGACAGACCCGUGACCCCUUUAAUCCAAGCUUUAGGGCUUUUCAUGGGUACAGGUAUUGUAUUUACCAAUGGCCACACCUGGAAAGAACAGAGGAAGUUUGGCAUAGUUACCAUGCGGAAGCUGGGACUGGGGAAGAAAGGCCUGGAGCGCCAAAUAGAAGAGGAGGCCUAUCAGCUAGUUGAAACUUUUGCACAGGCAAAAGGGCAGCCAUUUGACCCUUCAUUGCCCAUCACUAAUUCCAUCUGCAAUACGAUCUGUGCUGUGGCUUUUGGACACAGAUUCUCUGUUGAAGAUGAAGAAUUCCUCAAAUUGAUGGAAGCCAUUGAUGAUUUUUCCAACUUUCUAGGCAGCCUCUUUCAUGGUCUGUAUGAAAUCUUCCCACGGAUCAUGAAACGUCUCCCAGGGCCUCACAAGAAGGCACUCGCACAUGCAAAAGCUGUGCACACAUUUUCCAAGAAGGAAAUAGAGAAGCAUAAGGAGUAUGAGGCUGUGCAUGAGCCACAAGAUUUCAUUGAUUUCUAUCUAUUGCAAAUGAAGAAAAGCAAGAAUGACCCCAACUCUACGUACAAUGAGGAGAACCUGGCUCAGAGUAUUUUUGAACUUUUCGUGGGAGGGACAGAAACAACGUCCUUGACUUUGCAGUGGGCAUUGAUCCUCAUGGCAACUCACCCAGACAUCCAGCAGAAAGUCCAAAAGGAGAUCGAAGAUGUUUUGGGUUCUGCUCAGUCAUUCAACUAUCAAGAUCGAAAGAGAUUGCCUUACACCAAUGCUGUGAUUCAUGAGAUCCAGCGGUUCCAAUAUAUUCUAUUAGUUGGGACCCCCAGACAAUGUGUAAAGGAUGUGACGAUGUUUGGUUUUCUUAUUCCCAAGGGAGCCAUUAUUUUUUCAGACCUCCGCUCUGUUCUUCUUGAUCCCAAGUACUGGGAGAAACCUCGGGAGUUCAACCCAAAUCAUUUUUUGGAUAAGGAUGGAAGUUUUUUGGAAAGAGAAGCAUUUCUUCCAUUUGGUGCAGGAGCCCGUGUGUGCCUGGGAGAACAGCUGGCAAAGAUUGAGCUCUUCAUCUUCUUCACCAGCCUGCUGAGGGCAUUUACUUUUCUGAUUCCAGAAGGUGUGAAAGAACUCACUGGAAAACCUAUAGUAGGGGCAUCAGUGGUUCCCCAACCUCAUAAGCUCUGUGCUGUUCCCCGCUGUACAAAUUAA
Messenger RNA from Eublepharis macularius, 1311 nucleotides. Its product is annotated as cytochrome P450 2J2-like. Bases 46 to 1311 code for a protein of 421 amino acids. The transcript has 8 exons. Gene Ontology annotation, cellular component: cytoplasm; intracellular membrane-bounded organelle. The record is from RefSeq and is a predicted model, not a curated record. Lineage: Eukaryota; Metazoa; Chordata; Lepidosauria; Squamata; Eublepharidae. Gene Ontology annotation, biological process: arachidonate metabolic process; xenobiotic metabolic process. Gene Ontology annotation, molecular function: iron ion binding; heme binding; oxidoreductase activity, acting on paired donors, with incorporation or reduction of molecular oxygen, reduced flavin or flavoprotein as one donor, and incorporation of one atom of oxygen.